AUGGAAUCUCAGGACGGAAUUUCCGUCCGGCCUAUGAGGCUGAAGGUACUCUACACGUUCGACGAUGCCAGCAAAACCAAUUGCUUGGCCCGCUGGCCCCAUCUCCUCGAUAUUCAAACCGCCGCACUCGACGAAAAGCUGCAGAUCGGUGUCAUUGAGCUGAAAACAUGCAUCCAAGCCAUUGUUUCGGCAAGUCCGGAACUGGUGGCCAAGCUCGGACAUGACUACACUGUUUACGCUUACGACUACUCCGAAUAUGAGACUCCGCUGGUUGGACAGGGAAUGCUGUCCUGGGUGCUUGCGUCAGCGUCGCCUACCCCUAAUGCUCCCGCCCAUCAGUCGAAAACCAUGGUCACCGGUCGGGUGUGCAAGAAUGUUCUGGGUCUGUUCUCGAAGGGUGCUCAGGAGACUUUGGAGGUCAAAUUGCGCUUGGUGCCGGUCCCGACCCUCCUGCAGAGCGAGUAUCUCGAGAGUAUGCAGAGGUAUCGUGAGUUGAGCAACAUCAUUCCUCACGAGUUCGAUGCGCAGGCUUGGACAAGCUUUCUGCGCCAAAACCCCGGCUUGGUGUCUCCCCGCGACCAACAGCCGGACCCGAUCGCGUCACCGGUGGAUCAUGCAGGAAUUGAGAGGUUCCACCAACUGCUCAGUGAAGGAUCGACGCCAAGGGAGCUGCCCUCCGUGACCGCGAAUGCAUCUAUGCGCUCAGUCUCCCCUGCCCAGUCGGCGCUCGGCCCCGUCAGCAGAAUCCCGACCCCGGCGCAGCAACACGAACAACAUACCCAGCAGCUUCAGCACCACCACCCCGAUCGAUCAUACAACGAUUCCAUUCGACCCUCAUCCAGUGCUUCGAUGCGUGACUCGGAGCUGCCGGUCCACUCGAGGUACGCCGCCAGUCGUCGAGGAUCCAUCCAGUCAGGCUACGGCAGCUGCGACGAGUCUUCGGAACAACAACCCCGCAAGCGUGCCAAGUUGUACCGUGCAGAGUGGCCGGGGAAGUCCGACUUGAAUAUCGAAAGACAGCCCAGCUCUCUACGGGUCGCCGCAAGCACCGCUGCCUCUGUUCGCAUCCAUCGCCCCACUCCGGUCAACCCGGCCAUUGCUGCUGCUCAGAACUCGAAUGAAGAGCCUGUGCGCCCACCGACCCCUAUCUCUCACGCCCCCGAUCUUUCCCGUCGCGCACGACCUCCCCCUAGUCUGCUCCGCGAGUCUUCCCUUCACACUCCCUACACCUCCCCGUAUCCUAUGAGCGAUGACCACCCCACUGGCGAUAACCACUCUCCGGAGUCUCGCUACCAUGGUCUUUUCGAGCCAUCUUUCAGCAUGCCGUCGUCGCCCCCCGUUCUUGAGUCUGGGUUCCUCGGUCGCUCCAGCCCCGUUCUUCCACCCAUGGCCGACUCGGGCUUUAUGAGCGGUGGCAUGGAUGAACUGCUGGAUGACGAAAUUGGUACUCCUUUGGACGAUUCCGUCUCAACCGGCGCAGCAAGGGGUAAGCGGAUUGUCCGUACUGCUGUGCACGCCAGUUCGCCCAUCACUGCGCCCACGAACAUGGAGAACUUCCCAGCCGGCGCUGCUGUGGACCACUCUACCAAAGAAAGGGCUUCGGCUCCUGUUCGCGGUCCCGCCAGCAAUGCCGGCUCGCGGCCCUCUUCCCGAGCUAGCAUGAGACAGGCUCCAAAGCCGCUUGCACCUGCACCGAUGUCGCAGAGCGAAUUGGAGCAGCUCAUCAGUGCCAUUCCCGCAAGCGAUCCGAUUCUGCCUUCUCAUUUGCACACGCAGAAUGCACAGCCUUGGGCCGGACCAAUGAGUGAUUUCACCGCUGCUGAGACUCCAGCCCCGCAGCCUGUGCUCGAGGAUGGCAAGAUCCGCAGUGGCACGGGUGCCCGCCGGUUGCGACAGGUUCAGGCACGUCUUGAUCGGUGCAUCAAGAGCGGUCAAGUGCCGCCUUACUGCGAGAACUGUGGGGCCAUUGAAACCCCCACCUGGCGCAGGGCGUGGUCUAAAGAGUUUGAGGGCAGUGAAGAUGACGCCAACGAACUCACGAAAGACCCUACCAUGUUGUUCUGGCAGGCUGUUGAGCGUGACGAUCAGGAGAAAGUCAUCAAGUUCAAGGUCUACAAGAAGAGCCUAGCCGACACCGACAACGACUUCGUUCAGGUUCUUCUUUGCAACCCCUGUGGCCUCUGGCUCCACAAGUUCAAGUGCAUGCGCCCCGAAAACAAGUGGAACAAGACCGCCAGCAACAAGAGAAAGCGCCCGCCCAGGAACCGUAAGGGGGGCGGCCCGCUCUCGACCAACAACAACAACAACCCUGCCACGAGGCACCGCGCCAGGGCCGAAUCUUCCAAGGCGGAUGAAUCCUCUCCUGGAGCGUCCGACGCCUCUUCCCCAGCGGUGGACGAUGCCACUCCUCGGGGUGAUGAUGACAACAACGAGGCUGAGAACCACAACGAGCAAGAGAACGACGAGUUGCAGGGGCAGCCUGCUAAGCGGCGCCGUGCCAACAGCCUGGAGCCGCGCAAGUCAACCGACACCGCGGCGAGUCGCUGGAAGGAGCAAGACCCCGUGGCUGCUCUCCGCAAUGCCAUCCAGUCUAGUCCUGCGAGAAUUUUGGGGACGCGCAAUGCUCCGGCGCCGGGCGAGAAUGCUCUUACUCCGAAGUCAGUGCGAAGAGUGCUUUUUCCUAACUCCAAUGAGAGCGGACCAUUGAGAGUACUCGGUGACUCAAGCGUCAACAGUCCACGACGCAGCCCUCGCAAUACUCGCAUGGCCGAGAAGCAGGCUGAUGACAAGGAAAACCAGACUGCUACCGAUCUGAACGCGCUCUUUGAGAGCCCCAGUUUCGGGUUCGAUAUGCCUGUUAGCCCCACCCCACGGCGACGCAAUCAGCGGUCGAACCUGUUGAGCGAGAAGCGACACUCCCUGCCGUGCAUCUCGCCCUCCGCCAAGGCCCGGAGAGGUUUUGGCGCGGACACGUCCCCUACGAAGAUCACUGCGCAGAGACUGCAGCGUAUCCAGAGCAGCCCUGGGCCUAUUCCGCGUCAGCACAAGAUGCCCAAACAGGUGCGAUCGAACUUGGGUGAUCUGGAGCUGCCUGUUGACGGUUUCGGGUUCGAGGGGAUGGACAACAUGAUUGUGGAUAUCUUCUCCGAUGCGCCCUCGGCAGCAGCCACAGACGCACUUUUUGGAGUCGACAAGUGUGCGACGGGUAAUAACUGGCCUGACUGGAUUCCGUCCGAUUAUGUGUCUCCCACGGGUUCGGAUGAGCCUGCCACUGGAGACUCGGGUGCGAGCGGAGACGAUCCGCGGGAUCUGCUGAACGCGCUCAUUUCGGACCCGGAGCUCCAGAAGAACAACCAGUUUGAUAUCUUCAACUAUGUGGAGACGAACGUGCUCGAUUCGGGGUUUUUCGGCUCUGACGCCGUCAAUCCUGAGACAGUGCCGGCACUGGGUGUCAAAGACAAGGCGGAGUCGAGCCGGUCCGAGGCACAGCCGAGUGUUUGA
Messenger RNA from Aspergillus saccharolyticus JOP 1030-1, 3501 nucleotides. Its product is annotated as putative GATA transcription factor (Ams2). Gene Ontology annotation, molecular function: sequence-specific DNA binding; zinc ion binding. The record is from RefSeq and is a predicted model, not a curated record. Gene Ontology annotation, biological process: rDNA heterochromatin formation; silent mating-type cassette heterochromatin formation; regulation of transcription by RNA polymerase II. Bases 1 to 3501 code for a protein of 1166 amino acids. NCBI's taxonomy places the organism in Eukaryota, Fungi, Ascomycota, Eurotiomycetes, Eurotiales, Aspergillaceae. The transcript has 4 exons.